UUGCUGAAAUUCAGAUCCAAAAAAGCAAAGAACUUUUUCCCCAAAAAAAAAAAAAAAAACACAGACACAUAUGAUAUGAUAGAGUUCUGAGAUUUUAAAGUUGUUGUUGUUUGAGGUUGUUUAUUUUUGUUGGAAAAAAUCAAAUGGGAGAGAGAGAAGAAGAGCCACCACUACCGUCAACGACGUCGUUUUCUUCUUCUUCUUCAUCUUUACCAUUAAAACUAACGGCGUCUUCUUCUUCUUCGUUACGCCCCACGAUAACUCUUCCGCCGCGAACUUCGAUGGAAACGUUAUUCAACGGCGGCGGCGGCGGCGGUGGUGGCGGCGGGAAUAGUAGUGGGUCGGGUUUAGGCCUUAGUGGGCUGGGCUUUAGCCCGGGGCCCAUGACUCUUGUUUCCAGCUUUUUUAACGACAACGAUGACUGCAAGUCUUUCUCUCAGCUCCUCGCCGGAGCUAUGACUUCUCCGGCCGCUCAGCGGCAGAGUUUGCCGCCUCCUAUGGCUGUUGAAGAUGCUGGAGGUGGUGGUGGCGGUGGAAAAGACGAUGACAAGUCCUUCUCCGGCGGCGGUGGAGAGGAAGAGUUCCGGUUUCAGCAGAACCGGCCGACGGGUUUGGCGAUAUCGCCGUCGUCGAUUUUCACAGUUCCGCCGGGACUCAGCCCCGCUGGCUUCCUUGACUCGCCGGGUCAGGGACCCUUUGGGAUGACACACCAGCAAGCUCUGGCUCAAGUCACAGCUCAGGCUGCCCAAGCUCAUACCCAUGUGCAUAUUCAAGCUGAUUAUUCAUCUUCAGUAUCAGCAGCACCUGCUACAUCAUUAACACAGCUUCCAGCCUUUACUACCACUACAACUGCACAUCAGCAGGUGCCACCCUCGAUACCAGACUCUGGUGUUGUGAAUCAAUCAUCUGAUUUCUCUCAUUUUGAUCAGAGAUCCCAACCUUCUGCAUUUGCUGUUGAUAAGCCUGCUGACGAUGGCUACAACUGGCGGAAAUAUGGGCAGAAGCAAGUGAAAGGUAGUGAAUUUCCUCGAAGCUAUUACAAAUGCACAUUUUUAGGUUGUCCCGUCAAGAAAAAGGUUGAGCGCUCUCUUGAUGGCCAAGUAACUGAAAUAAUUUACAAGGGGCAGCACAACCAUCAACCACCUCAAAAGCGUGCAAAAGAUACUGGAAAUUCUAAUCAGGGAAAUCCAGACUUUGCUAGCCAAGUUCAAAGUGGGAAUUUGAACAAAUUGAAAGAAGGGACAGGUCUUUAUUUAAUGUCAAAGAAGGAUCAGGAAUCGAGCCAAGCUACACCUGAACACUUAUCUGGUACAAGUGACAGCGAGGAAGUGGGUGAUGCUGAAACUGGAGUAGAUGAAAAAGAUGAAGAUGAACCUGAAGCAAAGAGACAGAGUACAGAGGUCAGGGUUUCAGAGCCAGCUUCUUCACAUAGGACUGUCACAGAGCCUAGGAUCAUUGUGCAGACAACUAGUGAAGUGGAUCUUUUAGAUGAUGGGUAUAGGUGGCGCAAAUAUGGACAGAAAGUUGUCAAAGGAAAUCCUUAUCCAAGAAGCUAUUAUAAAUGCACAACCGUAGGAUGCAAUGUCCGCAAACACGUUGAGAGGGCUUCAUCAGAUCCUAAAGCUGUCAUUACAACAUAUGAGGGCAAACAUAAUCAUGACAUACCAGCUGCUAAAACUAGCAGCCACAACACAGCCAACAGCAUUGCAUCACAGUCAAAACCAGACAAAGUUCUGCCUGAGAAGCAUUCCUUAAUUAACAAUAUGGGUCUUGGGAACAAUGAACAACAGCCUAUAGCACGUUUACGAUUGAAAGAAGAACAGAUAACUUAGUUUUUCUCGUGAACAUGGAGAGCAGUGGGCAACAAAUAACAUGAAAUUUUGCCACUCUCAGGCAAAAGCUGUAAGUUAUCUUUUAUUAGAUCUGAUUUUUCACACAUUGAGGCCAUAAUUUUGAUGAAGGCCCACCUUUCCAACUGCCAUAUAGAAAGAGAGGAUAAUGGAAAGAAGAAGGAGAAAUCGGUUGAAGACAAGACUAGCUUGGGUUGAGGCUGUAAUUGUUGUAUGUAAACUAGUGUAAGCAGCAGUAUUCUAUUGCGAUUCUAUAUUUCCGUGCAUUCUUUUGUACAUGAAAAUAUAAGUAUUUUCCUUCCAUAUAGUUGACUGUGCAUUAUUGAUAUUUUAAUGAAUGAACGUUCAAGGAUUUUUUUCCCU
This is a messenger RNA of Quercus lobata, 2213 nucleotides long. RefSeq names its product WRKY DNA-binding protein 4 (gene WRKY4). The transcript is spliced from 4 exons. Gene Ontology annotation, biological process: regulation of DNA-templated transcription. The record is from RefSeq and is a predicted model, not a curated record. NCBI's taxonomy places the organism in Eukaryota, Viridiplantae, Streptophyta, Magnoliopsida, Fagales, Fagaceae. Gene Ontology annotation, molecular function: sequence-specific DNA binding; DNA-binding transcription factor activity. Bases 144 to 1832 code for a protein of 562 amino acids.